Molecule: messenger RNA, 2262 nt
Organism: Trifolium pratense (red clover)
Lineage: Eukaryota; Viridiplantae; Streptophyta; Magnoliopsida; Fabales; Fabaceae
Product: U-box domain-containing protein 18-like
Exons: 1
Coding region: 116-2164 (682 amino acids)
Biological process (GO): protein ubiquitination
Cellular component (GO): cytoplasm; nucleus
Molecular function (GO): protein binding; ubiquitin-protein transferase activity
Source: RefSeq, a predicted model, not a curated record
AACAAAUAACAAAUAAAUCUAUUUGACCAAAUCAUAUCAUAUAUAAUAAUUGAAAUUGAAUUAUCAUCAUAUUCUCCCUUGGUGAACACAUUUCCCCUUACCUUCAAAUUCUUAAAUGACUGCAACUCAUCAUCGCCGUCCCUUAUCCUUCCCCGCCGUUCACCCCUGCAAAUCCAUAUAUCCGGCAACCCUCCUAACUGCACUAAUCACUCUCUCACAAACUAUAAUCACUUUCCAACCAAACUCCUUUCCCACACAAAAACGAAACACCAGAGAAACUAAACGCCAAAUCCAAAUUCUCCUCAUUUUCUUCCAACAACUUCAAUCCCAUAACUCUCAUAUCCUAAAACAAACCAUUCCAAUCUUCUCAGAGCUUUAUUUCACCCUCCAAAAAAUCCAUUUCUUAUUCCAAGAUUGUUCCCUCAAAACUACACGCCUCUGGUUUCUCGUCAAAUCUCAAUUUAUUGCCACACAGUUUCAUCUUCUCACCCAUUCCGUUUUGGAAUCUCUCGACGCGUUACCUCUCCACCUCAUCGAUGUUUGCGAUGAGGAGGUUAAAGAGGUAAUUCAACUACUAAUCAAACAAAAGAGAAAAAACAAUCUCCAACUCGACCAUAAUGACGAACGUGAAGCCAAACGCGUUGAUAUAAUUUUGAAUCAAUUCGAGAAAGGAAUCGAACCUGAAAUUGAUUCAAUCAAACAAGUUCUCAAUUAUGUUCAAAUCAAAACUUGGUUCGAUUGUAAUGAAGAAAUCAAAUUCCUCCAAGACGAAUUACAAAAUCAAAAUCAAGAGAAAGAGUUGGUUCAUUUGUUGAGUGGUUUAAUUGGUUUUUUAUGUUAUUGUCGUGUGGUAAUAUUCGAAACUCUAGAUUUUCAAUUGUUAAACCAUAACAAUGGAUCUCAAUUCGGUUCUAGUAUUGAGAAAUUAAUCUCUGUAACACCAGAUGAUUACCGUUGUCCAAUUUCUCUUGAGCUAAUGUUAGAUCCUGUAACCGUUUCCACUGGCCAAACAUAUAACAGAACUUCAAUUCAGAAAUGGUUUGAAGCCGGAAACAUGACAUGUCCGAAAACCGGGGAGAGACUCAUUUCCACAGAGUUUUUUCCCAACACAGCACUGAAAAAUCUUAUCCAACAAUUCUGUUAUGAUAAGGGCAUUUCAAUUUUAAGUUUAACUACCAAACCUCAUAGCGUAACUGCACCCACUGUUAGUCCUGGUAGUUCGGCUGCAGCUCACGCGAUACAGUUUGCGUCAUGGUCACUUGCUCGGAGACUAGUUUUCGGAACUGAUGAACAGAAAAACAAAGCAGCUUAUGAGAUUCGUUUACUAGCGAAAUCAAAUGUUUUUAAUACGGCAUGUUUGGUUGAAAAUGGAACUGUACCACCUUUGCUUGAUCUUGUUUUAACUUCAACGAUGCAAGAGAAUGCAAUUUCUGCUCUUUUGAAGCUUUCAAAGCAUAGUAAUGGCCGCGAAGUUAUCAUGGAGAGUCGAGGAUUAAAAACAAUUGUUAAGGUUCUCAAUAGAGGGUACAGUUUAGAAGCUCGUCGUGUUGCAGGUGGUAUAAUAUUUUAUCUCACUUCGGUGAAAGAGUAUAGAAAAUUAAUAGGUGAAAAUUCAGAGGCAGUUUCUGGUUUAGUGAAAUUGAUAAAGGAAGGAACAAUUCGAGGAAAAAAGAGCGCAGUGGAUGCGAUUUUCGGGUUGUUAUUGCUUGCUAAGAAUCAUUCUAAGGUGCUUGCUUCUGGUGUUGUUCCUGUGAUAAUUAGCGUUUUGGCUUCUUCUGAUAAACGUUAUGUUGUUAAUGAUUGUUUAGCCGUUUUGGUAGCAUUGGCGGAGAGUGUGGAAGGCUCUCGUGCGGUAUUAGAAUGUUCGGGUUUUGGUUUGGUUGUUCGGAUUUGGCAAUCUGCAACUUUGCGUGCAGAGAAGGAGUACUGUGUUUCCAUUUUGUCGUCGCUGUGUGUUAAUAUUGGUGUGGAAGUUGUUGAUGUUCUGGCGAAGAAUGCUUCCGUUGUUAUGCCUUUGCUUUAUUCACUUCUUACGGAUGGUACACCUCAAGCAGAAAAGAAAGCACGUAGACUUAUUAAUGUUUUGCAAGAAUUUGAUGAGAAGAGAACUUUGGGAAUGGUGGGUUCUUCUGUUAUGCAGCAAAGAUUGCUUCAGUUGAAUUAGUUAGUUUGAACCUUCUUCCUUUUUCUCUUGUAAAUAAAUAUAGAAUCAUACAUCUAAUAUCUUAGUUCUUAUACAAAGUAAAAAUUACUAUUGGAUUA